Cladophialophora yegresii CBS 114405 is the source of this 1071-nucleotide messenger RNA. RefSeq lists its product as uncharacterized. NCBI's taxonomy places the organism in Eukaryota, Fungi, Ascomycota, Eurotiomycetes, Chaetothyriales, Herpotrichiellaceae. Gene Ontology annotation, biological process: transcription initiation at RNA polymerase II promoter; transcription preinitiation complex assembly. The transcript has a single exon. The coding region runs from base 1 to 1071 and encodes 356 amino acids. The record is from RefSeq and is a predicted model, not a curated record. Gene Ontology annotation, cellular component: nucleus; transcription preinitiation complex. Gene Ontology annotation, molecular function: RNA polymerase II general transcription initiation factor activity; TBP-class protein binding.
AUGACCACUGUGGGAGCUGAGAACCAACCCCCAGACGCCCCAGCCUGGCGCGAGAAUCUCAAUACUCAUCUCAUCUGCCCUGAGUGCAACCAGUACCCGCCGGAUCUCAUCGAGGAGAACGCCGACACCAUCUGCGCCAACUGUGGAAUGGUCCUGGCUGAGCGUCUCGUCAGUUACGAGUCCGAGUGGCGUACAUUCAACUCUGACGAGGGCAAAGGCGAUGACCCCAAUCGAGUUGGCGAAGCUGAUAACGAUCUCCUCAACGCCAGCAAUACGGGCACAAUGAUUGGUGGUGGAGGGGCCAAUGUGUCAAAGGAGACGCGGAAGCUCAAAAAGGCUCAGGCACUGCAACAAGAGAACAAGGCCGACAAGGUUUUGCAGACAGCCUAUGCCCAAAUUGAGGCUUGGGGGGAAAGAGCCCAGCUUACUUUUCCCAUCAAGAACAGCGCCAAAGGCUAUUACAAGCGUGUUUACGAAGCGAACGCCCUCCGCGGGAAGCCGGUCGACGUCAUUCUCGCCGGCUGUCUCUUCAUUGCAUGCCGUCAACAAAAGGCACCUCGAUCUUUCAGUGAAAUCUUCGGCUUGACAUCAGUCCCGAAAAAAGAUAUCGGCCGAGUCUACAAACACCUGGAGAAAUUCUUGAUGAAAUGGUCCAACGACAGCAUCCAGGCCAUUGAGGAGAGCGGUGGCAUCGCCAACCAGUCUAUCGCCUACAAUGCAACCGAGUCGACGAAGCCUGAACAACUCUGCGAACGGUACAACAACAUGCUAGGAGGUCCCUUUAGGGUGGGGAAGAUUGCGGCGGAGCUUGCCCAGAAGAUCCCGGAGAUCAAAGAGCUCGCUGGCCGAAGCCCUUUGUCUAAUGCCGCCGCUUGUGUCUAUUUCGCUAGUCACCUCGUCGGUCUCGGGAAAUCCACCAAGCAGAUCAGUGAAGUUGCAAGCGUCAGCGAUGCCACAAUCAAGCACGCCUACAAGCACCUGUAUCUCAAGAGGAAAGACCUCAUCGAACCGAGCUGGCUUGGCAAGCAGGAUAAAGGCUUCGGCGAUGAGAAAAAUCUCCCUGGCGCUUAG